AUGGUUUCUAUGCAGAAGUGGCUAGAGAAAGCUCUGUUGCUAAGACAAAAGCGCACUAAAGCUGCUCUUGCUAAAACGCCUCCAUCAGCUGGAACCAGGGUGCCGGUGGAGCAAAAGACUGGUAGGAGAUAUUCGGGCAGUUUGCCAAAUGUGAAGUCCGCAAACAACUUCUCCUCCGUCAAGUCGAAUGCAUCUUCCUAUGCAGGUGUACAAAGGAAGUUGGAGAUGAAUUUUCAGUUUCAGGAUGAGCAGAAAUAUUCUAAGAGCACUUUGAAGCAACCACCAAGAUACCGACCACCUGUUAAGAAUGGUCCAGCUUCCACCUUUAUGGGGAAGACUCGUGGAGUUUCUGAUACAGCUGAGAAGUUUUCAAACAUGACCAUUGGAUCUGGAAAACCGUCUUUAAAGUCACAGCAGCCUCCACCCAUGAAGGCUGGAGGAUGGCACGGGCAAUCUGAUUUGUUCCUUGGACGAUCUCAAGAGAUGCUUCCCGGAAGAACUUUCACCAGGAAAGUGGCAGGAUGAAGACAUCUAAAAAAAUGGAUUUUGGUGUUUAGUAGUCUGAAUAAUGUGGUGUUGUGUGCUUACUUUUUAAGUCUUGUCUUAUUUGGGGGCUGAAAUAAAGAGUCAACCGUCCGUUUGAUGAACAUGGUACAAAACUAUUAUGACUGCAGUACUGGUUUUGUAAUGCCGUCCUGUGUUUAGUUCUUGUUGCCGUUUGGUCCUCUGAGGUACAGUGUGUUCAUUCUCUGCUGGUUGCAUUCUGUCAAAACCUUGGAAUAAAGAAAUAUAUUACUGUUCCUUUAUUGAUGGG
Molecule: messenger RNA, 814 nt
Organism: Coffea arabica (coffee)
Lineage: Eukaryota; Viridiplantae; Streptophyta; Magnoliopsida; Gentianales; Rubiaceae
Source: RefSeq, a predicted model, not a curated record